AAAGGUCGCGCGCGCGUUUAUCGCUUUUAGCAAAAGACGCGCGAUACGCCCAGUUUUUAAUUUUUUUGAUUAAACGCGGAACGUUGAUAAUUUAGGCCAGGCGAACCGAGUCGUGACUGUGUUAGAUUAUUAGGUCAUAUCUAAGUUUGUCUUUCCAUCAUGCAUCGGAAUCUCUGCUAAAAUAAUCGUAGAAUAAAAAUAAACUAAAUUCAAGGCUGGUUGGCGCUUAAAUGGAACAGAGAAAGUUUCUAGUUUAAAGGCGGUUGUUGUUGAAACUAGUUGAAGCGUUUUAUUUAAACAAUGGGUUUCGGGCGUUAUAUGGACAGUUGCGGUGCGUGUAUGAAAUACACACUAUUCUUUAUAAAUCUCCUCACGUUUCUUGGAGGAUUGGCAAUCGCAGGACUUGGCAUUUAUAUGAUAGUAGACAAAACAUUUACCAUUAAAGUGCUAGGGGCGAGUUUAUACACGGGUGCCAUAUACGUACUUAUCGCCACUGGAAUACUAGUCGCGCUAAUCUCGUGUUUCGGAUGUUUCGGAGCUGCCCAAGAAGUGAGAUGUAUGCUCGUUACGUACUUCAUUAUAAUAUUCCUAAUAUUCGUAACGAUGCUUGUUGGUGGUAUCUUGGGUUACGUAUUCCGAGAUAAAGUGGAGACCUCGUUACGUAUAACACUCGAGAGUGAACUUCACAGUUAUAACAUAAGCGAAGAUGCGAGGAAAAAAUGGGACGAUAUGCAGAACGGAUUUGGAUGCUGCGGUAUAGACACCUUCCGUGAUUGGAAAGGAGUUCUUCCGGACUCGUGUUGUAAAUCUCCACACCCCGGCUUACCGUACCCAUGUCGCGAGCACGACUCCAAUCGGUUCGCAGAAGGCUGUCUCACCUUCUUCACUCAUUUAGUGUCCAAAAAUGCGGCGAUCAUCGGCGGCGUCGGUAUUGCUCUAGCUUGUGUCAUGCUACUCGAAAUGAUAUUUGCCUGCGCUUUGGCAAAUAUGAUUGAAUAGUUCUAAUAACACCAUUAUAUUAUUGUUAAUUUUUUCUAACACGAUUUUUAUGUUUAAUGUAUAUAAGAAGUGAUAAUAAUAGAUUUAAUUUGCUUUAAAAUUAAAUUUGCUUUUGUGACCAUUUUUUACUUACUGUAUAGUUUAUUUUGUUAUAAUAAAAUAAAACGUUAUGUGCCAA
Molecule: messenger RNA, 1177 nt
Organism: Photinus pyralis (common eastern firefly)
Lineage: Eukaryota; Metazoa; Arthropoda; Insecta; Coleoptera; Lampyridae
Product: CD151 antigen
Exons: 5
Coding region: 301-999 (232 amino acids)
Cellular component (GO): membrane
Source: RefSeq, a predicted model, not a curated record